UUUGCGCAUGCUUAGUGCAUACCAGUUACCUAAUUAUUAUUGUUUAUUAAUCGCCAAUUGGUACUCGAGGAAUAGUUAUUCCAGUUGUUCAGAUUUUUGCGCCAUCCGAAUGUCUGUCGAAAACAUUUAGAUAUAUAAAUGUAUAUUACAUUCAGUAAGAGUUUCUAAUGUUGUAUAUUUGAUUAUUAGUUCAUUAUUUAAAAUAUCAAAUUAUGAAUAAAAGUAAAGCAGCAUACAUUUGGGAGCAAGAUUUAAUAGAAUGCUGCGAUCGGCUACCAGCAGUACUCGGUCGAGCUUCCAUGGUUCACAGUCUUAUAACGGCGUAUGGUCUUUUGGAUCACACAAAAGUAGUUCGAUCUCAAUCAGCUAGUUACACUGAAUUGAAACUCUUUCAUUCAGAAUUAUAUUUGGAUCAUUUGAAAAAAAUCUCUCAAAUAGAAGACGACUACGUAACUACUGCUGAAGAUGAAAAAUUUGGCUUAGGGUAUGACUGUCCUCCCGUGUCUGAUAUGUAUAACAUUGUUUCCACGAUAGCAGGAGGUUCCCUAACUGCUGCUAAAUGUCUUGUAAUGAAUUUAGCAGAUGUAGCUAUAAACUGGUGUGGAGGAUGGCAUCACGCUAAUAAAUAUGGGGCAGAAGGGUUCUGUUAUGUAAAUGAUAUAGUUAUUGCUAUUGAAAUACUUAGGACAAAAUUUUCAAAAAUACUUUAUAUAGAUUUGGAUGUUCAUCAUGGAAAUGGAGUUCAAGAUGCUUACAAUUUAAGUAAAUCUGUAUUCACUUUGUCAUUGCACAAAUAUGAACCAGGUUUUUAUCCUGGUAGCGGCAGUAUUGAGGACAUAGGCAGAUUAAAUGGCAAAGGCUAUGCUUGUAAUUUACCUCUCAAUGCCUUAUAUUCCGAUGAUACAUUUGUAUUUGCUUUUGAUAGUGCAUUUACUAUGAUAUAUUCAUAUUUUUUGCCUGAUGCAAUAGUAGUGCAAUGUGGUGCUGAUGCUCUUGCUAGGGAUCCACAUGGAGGUGCAGGACUUACUUUGGAUGGAUACUGUUUAUGUAUUAAUAAAGUUCUUAAUGUAAAGAAACCUACAAUGCUCCUAGGAGGAGGAGGAUAUAACCAUUCUAAUGCAUCCAGAUUGUGGACAUCAAUCACUGCCUUAGUUGCAGAAGUGGAAUUAGAUGAUAAUAUUCCUGAACACAGUUUUUGGCCCAAAUAUGGUAGUGAUUAUACAUUAAAAGUACAGCCAUUAUUGACCAAAGAUCUUAAUUCAAAAAAAUAUAUUCAUGAAUGUAUCACUACUAUAAAAGAGAGUUUAUAUAGGUAUUUAAGUCCUCAUAAUGAAGAUGAAAACAAAGAGCCAAAUAUAAAACGAAGAAAAACAGAAUUAGAUAAUGAUAACUCAAAUAAAGCAAAAGGAAAUUCCAUAUUUAAAAAACAAAUACUUUUAAAAAUUGAUCAAAAUGGAAAGGGUUCUAAAACAACAAAUUGUGAUAAUAAAAAUGCUAAUUCCAUUGAUGUGUAUGACUUCAUUGAUUAAAAGAUUGAAGUUAAUUUUUGUAAAUAUUGGAUAUUAGGCUUACUAAAAAUUAUAAAAUGAUAAAUGAAAAUAAUAUAUAUAUUUCAAAUUCUCAUACUGAAUACUCAGUAACUUCAUGUUACAUUGAUUUGAAUGAGGAAAACGAAUAAACUGGCAACAAUUUAUAAAUAACUUGCAUGUUAUAUUAAAUAACAAUCUUAAAGUUGUUAAAAUACAGCUAUUGAUAUUUAAUAGAUUAGAAGUCACAAGUCUAUUAAUUCAACAAGUUCUAGUAAAACACUAAAAGCAAGACCAUUUGCAAAAUAAUCUAUAAUACAAUCGUUUUAAAUGUUUUCAUGUUAUCCUUUUAUAUAGACACAUCCUAAAUAUUUCUGGAACA
Messenger RNA from Nymphalis io (European peacock), 1908 nucleotides. Its product is annotated as histone deacetylase 8-like. NCBI's taxonomy places the organism in Eukaryota, Metazoa, Arthropoda, Insecta, Lepidoptera, Nymphalidae. Bases 213 to 1529 code for a protein of 438 amino acids. The transcript has 8 exons. Gene Ontology annotation, molecular function: histone deacetylase activity. The record is from RefSeq and is a predicted model, not a curated record.